AUGGUAACUUUUGGUAAACUAUUUUUAUCAAAAAUUGUUUUAACUAGAUCUAAGAAAUGGAUUAUAAACCAAAUUAAAAAAAUUCUUCCCAUUAGUUUUAUUAAUUAUUAUUUUGUAGCGAAAAAUCUUUAAGUCCCACUAUAGUAAUCUUUCAUAUCGAUAUUAUCUGCAAAAUAAUUUGA
Messenger RNA from Paramecium primaurelia, 182 nucleotides. The record is from the annotation of a GenBank genome assembly. Lineage: Eukaryota; Ciliophora; Oligohymenophorea; Peniculida; Parameciidae.